AUGGAGUAUAAAAUAAUCAUCUUGUCGGUGGCAUGUUUCUCAUUGUUGACGCCACCAGCACUUGCUUCGGUUAUCGUAGCAAGGAAAGCGGACUGUAUGGAAGCACAAGAAGACACACCACUUGUUGCAGGGCUAGCUUUAAAAGGUGCCGCGGCCCUUAUGGCGAUGAAAGCAGUAGCAGCGCUCGCCCUUAAGGCUGCUAUAUUUAAAGGAGCCAUGAUAGUUAAAGGUAUCGCGGCUGCCUUCGGUAUUGGAUCUGCUUUAAUGGGUCUAAAGCCGAUCGGUAUUCCUGAACCGCCGAGCAAACCGUCUUGUCCUGAUACCAUGGAACCGAAACCUGAGGUCCCGAAACCUGAGGUCCCGAAACCUGAGGUCCCAGGUCCUGCACCGGAUGGUGCAAUGGAAAAUAAGUUGCCGGUAGCUAGUGAAGAUGUUGGUCCCGUAAAAGAAAAACAAAGAGUUCUUGUUAACCAACCAGUUGUGUAUGAGCAUGAAAGAUCUCGAAAAUAUUAUUCAAUGCCAGUCGUCGAGGAGUAUGAAAUGGAUAAUUUUAAA
Molecule: messenger RNA, 555 nt
Organism: Brenthis ino (lesser marbled fritillary)
Lineage: Eukaryota; Metazoa; Arthropoda; Insecta; Lepidoptera; Nymphalidae
Source: the annotation of a GenBank genome assembly